Messenger RNA from Notothenia coriiceps (black rockcod), 981 nucleotides. RefSeq lists its product as uncharacterized. NCBI's taxonomy places the organism in Eukaryota, Metazoa, Chordata, Actinopteri, Perciformes, Nototheniidae. The annotation marks the transcript as partial. The transcript has a single exon. The record is from RefSeq and is a predicted model, not a curated record.
AUGACGGCAUACCAGAAAAUGACUUUGAGGGUCAUUCUCACGGAGGAGGAUAUAAGAAAGGUCAUCCUGAAUACGAGGCCUGCUACAGUGGAGGAUUUGAUGAGCCAGAUUAAAGAAUCACUGGGACUACAUUACAACUGCUGUCUCCAAUUAAAAUAUCCUGAAUUCAAUUAUCAACUAUGCAAUCUGACAGAUAUGGAAGAACUUCCAGAAAAAACAACAAUAAAAGUCAUCCCUUUACUUGAGCUGGUACCUCUCUCAACAUCUGAUGAAAUCUUGAGUGACACAACAAGUACAGCAGACACAGAUAUCCUCUCAACAUAAUCUCAGGAGAGACGGAAACAGUGGCCAGAAUUAUUUGAUAUCCCACAGUUUUCUGUUGACGUAGUAGAGUAUAGACUUAGGCAAGCAGAUCUGCUGUGUCUUUGUGAUGGCACAUUCCUAAAAGUAACAAAAGAGCUCAAACAUGAGAUCCUUGAAAAAUUGGCAGAGAGCAUGUAUAGCUACACAGCAUACCCAAAUAAUGCUCAGUUCGAAAGUGUUGCACUGAUAAGCAAGCACCCAAGUCUCCAGGAACGAGGCUCAACCAGUCGCUGUAGUGGUUGGAAAAAUAGUCUAAAAUAUAAAAUGGCCAAUUACAGAACAAAACGCAGAAGAUCAGGAUGCCUUGAUGUUGCGGUGAAUGCGGGUAAACGAGGACGCCAUUCAGCAGAAGGAGCACCAGCUAACAGGAAAAUUAAGAAGGCAAAGAAGGGAGAACUCAAUUUCUUACCCAAUUUUCCAGAUGGAUUUGAUCAGCCAGCCCUCGAGGGUGCCCACAAAGACUUGGUAGAUGAAAUGCAGAAGAGAACACCAAAUGGAAGUCUUGUGAAACAGAAGAUGGACCUGACGUUUGCAUUGAGAAGAAAAGAGGUGGUGGAGUCUGAACCUGCCAUAAGCGAGAUGAUGGAACGCUGGCCUGCCCUUUUCACAGAAGAUCAG